Molecule: messenger RNA, 1569 nt
Organism: Diaporthe batatas
Lineage: Eukaryota; Fungi; Ascomycota; Sordariomycetes; Diaporthales; Diaporthaceae
Exons: 3
Coding region: 1-1569 (522 amino acids)
Biological process (GO): nitrite transport; nitrate transmembrane transport
Cellular component (GO): membrane
Molecular function (GO): nitrate transmembrane transporter activity; nitrite transmembrane transporter activity
Source: RefSeq, a predicted model, not a curated record
AUGGGGCUCCCAUUCACAUUCUCGGACCUCGUGAAGGCACCGAAGAUCAACCCUGUCAACAGGAAGGCCAGAACUGUGCCUAUUUUCAAUGUUGUCAACAUCUACGGUCGUGUGUUCUUCUUCUCAUGGUUUGGGUUCAUGAUAUCUUUCUGGGCAUGGUACACAUUCCCUCCACUGUUGACACAUACGAUCAAAGCCGACCUGCACCUAACACCCCAACAAAUUGCAAACUCCAACAUCGUAUCGCUCUGUGCCACACUUAUAAUCCGAUUCAUUGCUGGCCCCCUAUGCGAUCUGUUCGGCCCUCGAAAAGUCUUUGCUGGAUGCCUGCUCCUGGGGUCCCUCCCAAUAGGAUUGGCACCAUUGGUCCAGUCUGCAAAUGGUUUAUACGUGAGCCGUUUCUUCAUCGGAAUCUUGGGUGGGGCCUUCGUCCCAUGCCAGGUCUGGUCUACCGGGUUCUUUGACAAGAACGUUGUCGGCACUGCGAAUGCCUUCACCGGAGGUUGGGGUAACGCCGGAGGUGGCAUCACUUACUUCAUCAUGCCCGCCGUCCUCGACUCGUUCGUUGCCCACGGACAUCACCCGGACCAGGCUUGGAGACUCACCUUCAUCGUGCCUUUGAUCAUGCUCCUCUUUACCGGCAUCACUCUGCUGCUCCUCUGCCCUGACACGCCUGUCGGCAAGUGGAGUGAGAGGCACGCACAUGUCCAGGAGAACCUCCAAUCUCACGGUGUCCUGGCCGACCCCAUCGUGUCUGUCCCUGGGAGCAUCAACGAGAAGCCCCUCUCAGCAGCGGGCACUAUUGAUGGGGAGAAGGUCGACAAGGACGAGGCCAAGCUGGAGGGCAAUGGCAGCCCCAACCCCUAUGCCGAGAAUGAGGCUGUACUAUCCAAGGAUGAGUUGCUAAGGACCGCCAACGGUGAGGUCAUCGUCAAGCCGUCAUUCAACGAGGCGAUGAAGGUGCUCGCGAGCCCGCAGACGUGGGUGCAGAUGCUAUGCUACGCCUGUUCGUUCGGCGGUGAGCUGGCCAUCAACUCGGUCCUGUCAUCCUACUACCUCAAGAACUUCCCAUCACUGGGCCAGACCAAGGCGUCCAAUUGGGCUGCCAUGUUCGGCUUCCUCAACUUCGUCACCCGGCCCCUGGGCGGCGUCAUCGCCGAUCUGCUGUACAACAGCUUUGGCCGCAGCGUCUGGCUUAAGAAAGGCUGGCAGCACACCUGCGGCAUUAUCACGGGCGUGUUGCUCAUCAUCAUCGGCCAGGUCAACUCGCACCACCUGCCGACCUUCACUGGCCUGAUCGCCCUCAUGGCCAUCUUCCUCGAGGCCGGAAACGGCGCCAACUUUGCCCUGGUGCCGCACGUCCACCCUCACGCCAACGGUAUCGUCAGCGGCUUCACCGGCGGUGUCGGAAACCUCGGCGGCAUCAUCUUCGCCAUCAUUUUCCGCUUCAUGGGUGGUGGCUCAGACUACGCCAAGGCCUUCUGGAUUAUUGGCUGCAUCCACCUCGCGCUCAACGUCCUGCUUGCGUGGAUCAACCCUAUUCCCAAGGGCCAAGUGGGUGGCCAUUAG